AUGUCAUUAUCUUAUUCUGAGACGAAUGACUGGUCAAUAUCGGGCUACCAAGGCAUAGCCGGCGGAGCGAAACCCGGCAGCAACUCUGCUGACCACUCGCACACUAUAUCGCGGGACUCACCGUUAAACCUGGCAUGGGAUUCGUCCAUGAAAGAAAACUGUCAACAGCAAGCGAACGCUCCCAACUUCCGGCCGAGUACGCCCGACAACCUGCCCAUUCCUGUGGACGAGAUAUUAUCCCCCGCCACACAGAAGCAAAUCAGGACCACCAUAAGGGCCCUGUUCCCCAACGGGCCGCCGCCUCCGCCGCCCGUCCGGCCCAUGAGGAGGCCCAAGAAAGGUGACCUGCCCUACAUCGUCAACUGCAAGAAGAGGAAGCGAGUCCCUUCGCCUAAGGGUCUCAAUGUCUUCACAGGAGACAAAUAUGGCAUCACCAGCAGCACCAACUAUGACGAAGAUGAACAGUGCACCCCGGAGAAAAAAGCUCGCCGAGGCCCCAACGGCAGAUCCAGCAUCUCCAAAUCCACAUUUAACCGGCAAACCAAUGAGAUCGUUGAUUCACUCAAAUUAUACGAAAAAAUCGAUAAACUAGUUGGCAGAACUCCCGAACCCGAACCCGUCGCAUACAUGAAGCGCUCGUUCAGCCCCCUGCCCAGCACCUCCACUGACAAUGAGACGAUUAUGAAAAAUGAUAAACACUUUAGUGAAAGCUUGAACUGUGAUACUGAUAAAUAUGAUAUUGACGAAGACGAGGAAUUACCUGAGGUUAUAUGGGACACAGAUAAUGUUAAAAAGGAGAAAGAUCGAAAAGAUUUAUCCUCGCCUUUAUAUAAUAAUGAUAUAGACAAUGAUAAUUAUACUGAUAGUUUCCUGAUAGAAAUGAAUGAAGAUAUUAAUAACAAUAAUAAUGAUGUGAUUGCCAUAGAUGACGACUUCUGUGAAAUCGAAUUCGAUAAAUUGAUGCCAAAGGAAAAAAUACUCGACUACUCUGACGUCGAACCCGAUUCGACCCGAGUCGACCCGAAAGAACCAGAAAAUAAUGUGCCAGCUUUUUUUCCAAUAUUCCAGCGUUCAAAAGCCUCGAACGACCAUCGGGCGACGACUUCCACUGACGUUAUUUGUGUGGAUGAUACCCGCACCACUAAUAUAUUGAAUCCCAUCUCCACGCAAGCAUCUGCUAAUUCAGUCACGUCCCCUGUGCUACGAGCGAGUAAUACAAAUGCAACCGCUACUGAGACGAAACGUUCUGAUCAAGUAAUAGAGGUACCAGACGUUUUAGAACCCGUAAACAUGUCACGCGAGGUCUCCGCUAGACUCCCGGCGUGGUACGAGGAUGUCCAGUUUGUUAGCGAAGAGAGGGUAGAGAGGCCAAAUAACCCGACUAUAGAAAACAUCCCCGACGUUCAGAUCAGAACUUCCACCAGCGGCCAAACCGGCUCGAAUGCUAUAACAACAGCAAUGAACGAGAACUUCCUCACAUGCCUCACCGAGACUUACAGCAGGCAGAAAACGAAAAAGAAAAACAAGAGGACAAAGGCGAAAGAAAAAUUGGGCGUGCCUUGUAAUACCGAAAAUGCUUUAGCAAUCAAUGAUGAGAACGCGGCACCUAUUAACACUGAAAACCCAAAUGUUAACAAUGGAAACGCAGCACCUUCAGUCAACCAAGUCCAGCAGUCUGACACUGGUAGUUUGAAUGGCUCAGCCGACUCGACACCGGGGAAGCAGCUCGGUGAAUGCCCAAUUUGCCUGGACAACUUACAGAGAGGCUCCAUAGCUUCAACUAACUGUGGGCACGUCUUCUGCCAGGAGUGCAUUAAACAGUCGUUGAAGACCAGCGGCAAGAAGUGUCCUACAUGCCGGAAACAACUCAAAGGCGUCGGUUACCACCAAGUGUUUCUCUAAUUUUAAAAUUUAGCUUUGUCGUAAGCAUUCCAUGUGAUUUCAUAUUACCAGUUUACAUGUACCUAAUUAAGAACAUAUCUGUACUGUACCUAAGACUGACUCAAGCUACUUCUUUUAAAUUUAUGC
Cydia amplana is the source of this 2028-nucleotide messenger RNA. Its product is annotated as probable E3 ubiquitin-protein ligase bre1. NCBI's taxonomy places the organism in Eukaryota, Metazoa, Arthropoda, Insecta, Lepidoptera, Tortricidae. The record is from RefSeq and is a predicted model, not a curated record. The transcript is spliced from 3 exons. Bases 1 to 1902 code for a protein of 633 amino acids.